CCAUGACAAAUAUAUAGAUGUAUUCAAUAAAUCUUUGUUGCUUAUCGAACAAAAAAACAUAAUUUGAUACUUGUCCAAAAUUUUCGCCGUACUCUAUCCCGUCGCAACUACCCAACUCGGCGACGAUUAAACCGUCUAAUGCGUCACAAUUAUUAGAAAAUUUUCUCACCGUCUAAUUUGUUUUGGUUUGUGGUUAUGCUAUUUAAAGUUUUGUAUAUAUACAUGUAUAUAUUGUAAUUACGAUCAAAACUGUUGUGACAAAAUGAUAGUGUGUUUCAAAAAAAAGAGAGCUCAGAGGUUUGGAUUUUCAUUUCAGAUUUCUAGAUCUUUUAAAAUGUUGCAAACGGUAUAAUUUUGAUAACUAUACAUGGUUAUAUACGUGUUGUAAAAUCUAUAUAAUAGAAGUUAUACUUACAAUUUGGAAAAUCAGACGUUAUAAAAAAAAAUUAUACUUAUAAUUGACUCUAUAACGAAAGGUUUGCUUACAUUUUAUUUUUUUAAUAAUGACUAUUUCUCUACAUUUAAGCGAAGUGAGGGUUUUAUUUGAAAAAACUAUAACAACCUUGACCAGGCCUUACGUAUGGUUGUAAUUGUAUGAAUUUUUUCGAUCUCUUCCUCUCUUUUUUUUAUGCGAAAUAUUCGAUCUUCAUAUUUAGGAGGAUAAUGAAAUCAGUUAUGGAAGCCGACAAACUUUUCUUUUAAAAGCAAUUUUUUUUGAAAAUUACUAUUUAGAACUCGUCAAAAGAAGCACAAAAUACGGAAUUGCUAACAUUGCCAAGUGCGCAAUACAUUGUCCAGAGGACAAUCGACCAAGUGUAACUUUGUCCACAAAACGCCAAUGUUAACAUCGCUAUUAUUCGCCACAUCUGAACUCUAUAACCAUUUGCCACAUAUAAUAACUUGUUACAUCCAAACCAUCGUCAUAUUUUCCUCAUGCAACAUCACUCCUGUCAAAAAAAAAAAAAAAAACAUCACUCCUGUCUUGUAAGACCCAUAGCACAGAACAAGGCUUUUUAGUCGUUACGCGAUGGCGUCAAGUGAUAAGGCUCCUGUGGCGUGUCCAGCAAGCAUCGGAGAAUGUAAGGAGCCAAUGGGAGAUCCUACGAAGACAACUACGGCGAUACUAGAAAAAGGAACGACUACGAUGCAGUCUAUGAAACCAAUCAAGCAAAUGAGUCUCCACAUGUGUUCCUUCGCUUGCUAUAGCCACGAUCCUGGCCGUCAGAUCGAAGUUCAUAUCUAUGAUCACCGUGUAAACCAUGACUUUCUCCAGUGUGCUGUCUACGAUUCCAGUUCCUCUAAUGUCCUGGUUGUAACGUUGAGUAUUGAAGCUUUUGCGUUAGAUUAUGACUUAAGAUUUAUGAUGUGUUUUUAUUGUAUUAAAUUUCUAGGGAUCGAAUAUAUAGUGUCAGAGAAGUUAUUCGAAAGCCUCUCACCGGAGGAACAAAAGCUUUGGCAUUCCCAUGAUUAUAAGAUCCAGAUGGCUCUUCUAGUAACUCCAAGGAUCCCAGAGCUCGUUGCAAAGCCGGAGCUUAAAAAUCUUGCCAAGUCCAACGGAAAAUUUUGGUGUACAUGGCAGAUCGAUCGCGGGGAUAGAUUACCACUAGGUGUACCAUCAUUAAUGGUGUCUCCACAAGAUGUGAAUCUGGGGAGGAUAAAACCGAAACUUGUGAAAAAGAGAGAUGAAGAACAUGGGAUCUCAACGGAAUCGUUGAAGCCGUCACGGGAAGGGAUUUGCGGACCGGGGAAAAAAAUUUUGGUUGCUGAUUAUUUGCGCUUGAUGUCGUUGAGACAGAUAUGAAGAUAAUAGCUCCCUUCCCGUGACUUUCUCUUGUUUUGAUUUUGUUUCCUUGAUGAAUUUCGAGAUAUUAUGAGUUCGUAAGCUUAUAGUACGUGUUUUAAUAUAUGCGUUUCAGUCUAUUCUAUACAACUUCUAGUCAAUAUCAUCUUGUGAAUAGGAAAAAUUUCGUGGACCAACUAUGAUUUUGACUCGACGAAUCUUUUUUUUGCCAAAAUGUGAAUUACCAUUUAAUAGGAACGGGUUU
Messenger RNA from Brassica rapa (field mustard), 2045 nucleotides. Its product is annotated as oil body-associated protein 2B. NCBI's taxonomy places the organism in Eukaryota, Viridiplantae, Streptophyta, Magnoliopsida, Brassicales, Brassicaceae. The record is from RefSeq and is a predicted model, not a curated record.